Molecule: messenger RNA, 479 nt
Organism: Saccoglossus kowalevskii
Lineage: Eukaryota; Metazoa; Hemichordata; Enteropneusta; Harrimaniidae
Biological process (GO): heterophilic cell-cell adhesion; Notch signaling pathway; establishment or maintenance of epithelial cell apical/basal polarity
Cellular component (GO): cell surface; plasma membrane; signaling receptor complex
Molecular function (GO): calcium ion binding
Source: RefSeq, a predicted model, not a curated record
UAGACGAGUGUGCCAGUAACCCAUGCCAGAACGGUGGGGUAUGCAUCAACCUACUUGGCUACCACCAGUGUGAAUGUAUGAACAACUACGACGGAUAUAACUGCCAGAUAUAUGUGAACCCAUGCAACAGCAAUCCGUGUAGUAAUGGUGGUACAUGCAGUGUAUCAAACACCGUUAUUGUAUGCACGUGUCAGCAGGGCUUCACGGGAACAUACUGUCAAAGCAUUAUGGAUGCUUGCUCGUCGAGCCCGUGUCUGAAUUUUGCGGAGUGCAAUAACUUUGGGAUCUACUACACCUGUGAUUGCCAAUCUGGGUGGACAGGAGACAACUGUCAAACAAGGCAGAACAUGUGCGUUCCGUCACCAUGUCUGAAUGGUGGUGUGUGUACAACUGGAACCAGCGCUGGUGUAUAUACUUGUAACUGUCCCUCGAACUGGAUCGGUGAUCACUGCGAAAUUUGUAAGUCCACGGGAGUUUGA